AUGCUCAAAAUGCCUUUGGAAGAAGCAGAGGAAAAAAAGGAAAAGACGCAAGAAAAGUAUCAACACAGAACUCCUAACAUGCACGAGGAGCUGCAGGAGCUGACGAAUUGUGAGCCACUAAGCAAACUGAGGGGCUCACAGAUGGACUGGCUGCUUGACAGCACGUCUCACUACAGAAGGAGCUCCGGCACUGAAGCCGCGUCAAACGCAAAUGUGGCCGUGCAUCCCACCUCUUCGUUUCGAGGGGUGGAGGAGGACGUCAUAAGUGAGGGGCUGUCGCGGGUCGAUUCCACAUCAACGCCGCAUGGGCCCCAGCAGCUUGCCAGCACGGCCCCGUGCAACAGAGGGACCGCCGGGAAGUCGGUGGGAAAAGACGCUGCUGCCCCGGGAGCCGACACGGCCGCCGCCCGCCUCCCCUCGCAAGACGAGGGUGAUGCGGGGGCGCUGCUUAUUACCGUUGAGGUCUCCUCGUCGAGCGCGUCCCCGGAAAGACUGGUGUCGUCGCCCUCGCCGGUGCUGUCUGCUCGCGCUCGACCGUCACUCAGCACCCUGCGCGGGCCGAAAGGAAGGCGUCACGCCAGGUCUGCCGCCAAGCGAGAGGGCAGGCGGCGCAGCUCAAACAGUGUGAGCAACCCAUCCAGCAGGAGCAUCUCGAACCUAAACGCCGCCACGGUAAUCUCGCUCACCAGCAAGUCGAACUCGAGGCGGUCUUCAGCGCUUGCUCAGCACGGCUCUGCCGCGGUGCCGGCGGGGGCGGGCAGAAGGCGUGUAAGUAUCAAAAGGGCUUCCACGCCGCGCCCGUCUACCACCCCAUCUGCGCUCUCACCGCGGACGCCGGUAGAGGGCAAGAGCCAGGGCGCCAGGGCGAAAUCGCCCUCGCCAGCGAUUCCAAGUCGUGAGACGUCGGUGGCUACUGUCGCCGCGGCCAAAAAGAGGGAGGGCAGAAGGCAAGUCACCUCGUCACAGCGGAGUAACUCCAAGGCGUACAUAAGCUCCACUGAAAUCGUCGUUUCCUCUGAGAGUGACACGGACGCCGCCCCAUCGGCCUCUCCGCUCCUUUCUGGAGGGAAGUCCCACCGCUCUUUCCUUCCCCACGAGCAAAAACGAGGCUCGGCUGUGGACAGGGCUUUGGCGUCCGCGUCCGCCUCCACCUCGGCCGUGGCUGUCCUUGGCGUGUACGAGGUGGCCGGACCGGGCGCGGCACUGCCGGUAGCUGAGGAACCGAAGAAAGCUAGUCAAGCCAAUUUGUCCCACCGAGCGCCGACGACGACGAGAUCAGCUCACCUAGACGAUAAAAAUGCCGAAUUAAAGGAUACUAACAAUAGUGCGGCAGCGCAUGGCGCUGAGGAGGUGGAGGCGAAAGUGCCGUCUGAGAAAGUGAAGCUUGUGGCCACGGAAGAAGAGCCAAAACGGCUUGUGAAGGAUGAGGAACAAAAAGUGGCAACACCACCGGUAGAAACUUUGAAGCGUGCGGGGGGUGAGGAGAAACACAAGGCGUCAGAACCCAAGAGGCGGGUGUCAGAGGGAAAUGCACAGCAGCAAACCGCGACGAAUACGGAAGCUGAGGAGACCAGUACGCGAAGAAGGGUGUCGACAGAACAGCCCGCCCCAGUCGCGGCUCCCACGCCGCGGGAAACAGGAAGCGUGCCAGUCGUGGCACCAGAGGCUCCCAACCCAGCCGUGCCCGACAAGCCGCAGGAAGUCGAUGAGGUGGUCGCUGCGUGCCAUGCGGAGGUAAAGACAUGCGGCGACACGGCGGCGGUGCCGUCUCUCCAGCUUCCCCUCGGAUCAAAGGAGAAGUCGAAGGCGAAGUGCUGUAGCGUCAUGUAA
Molecule: messenger RNA, 1830 nt
Organism: Trypanosoma conorhini
Lineage: Eukaryota; Euglenozoa; Kinetoplastea; Trypanosomatida; Trypanosomatidae
Exons: 1
Coding region: 1-1830 (609 amino acids)
Source: RefSeq, a predicted model, not a curated record